Molecule: messenger RNA, 897 nt
Organism: Trichomonas vaginalis G3
Lineage: Eukaryota; Parabasalia; Trichomonadida; Trichomonadidae
Product: protein of unknown function (DUF3447)
Exons: 1
Coding region: 1-897 (298 amino acids)
Source: RefSeq, a predicted model, not a curated record
AUGUCUGAUCAAGUCAUUCACCCGAUCUAUAAAUACUACAUUGAUUCAUAUAAUGCAUUGUAUCAGCUAAAAACGGAAAAUGAAAAAGAUUUAAACUCAAUUUACAAAAUUCUCAAAACAGAGCUGAUUAAAUCAAAGAAAAGCCUUCCCCAAAAUAUUAUAAGAGAUAUUUCAGAUAUCAUUAUGUACAAUAUUCGCUAUACAAAGUCAUAUUUAUAUCUUGUAAAACUCAUCUUCGAUGACUAUCAUGUGAAAGAGGAAAACUUUGUUCCUUGUGAAUUAAGAACUUUGUUUUAUAAGGAGUAUGGAAUUAAAAUAUACAAUUCUGAUGAUUUCGAAGAAUUUGAUAUUAAAAAUCCCUUUAUUCAUACUGAAAAUACAAUUUACAGAGCAAUUAUGUAUAACAACAAAGAAGAAUUCAUCUCAUUCACUGAAAGAGAAGAAUUUGAUAAAAAUCAAAAGUUUGAGGGAAAUUUAUAUACAUACCCUUUCAAUGGACUUUCAUUACUUGAAUUAUGUUGUUAUCAUGGAGCAGUUGACUGUUUCAAAUUUUUAAGGACAAAAUUUAACUCUGAAAUAACUCAAGAAUGUCUAAAAUUAUCAUUUUUAGGAGGAAAUCCAGAGAUCAUGAGUGAAUGUUUGAAAUAUCAAAAACCAAAUGAUAAAUGUAUGGAGUAUGCAAUUAUUUCACAUAACAUUGAUUUUGUUACAUUCUUGAUGAAUGAGUACGAUAUGGAGAUCAAUUUGGGAUAUUGUGGAGACUACAAAAAUCUUGAAUCAUUUUUAGUUUAUUUUGAUCGAACUAAUGAUGUUAAUAAAUGCUUAGAGAGAGGGUCAAAGUUGCUAUUUGUCACUUUUCCACAAGAAUAUAAGGGGAAAAAGUUAUCAUAUAGUUGA